AUGAGUCCGACUUCGAACGGAAAUGCCAGCUCCACCUCCGAAUUCGCAUCUGGAUCUGCUUUUCUAUCGGGCGACUCUCAAUCGUCCUCUGCUUUCUCCUCAGGCACCGCUUCACCGAGCGCCAUGUCCAGUCAACAGUGGACGUUCUUUUCCAAUACCUCUGGCACUGGAAACAUGAACGCGACGUCGAGUCCGGCUUUUGGAAGCUCAGGCUUGCCUUUCGGUACCGGGUCAGUCAACACAAACUCCACAGCGACGAGUAAUGGCGGCAAUUUUCCCCUGGCAGGAAACUCAACGCAGCCGGUGCCAACCGCUUCAGUGGGGAGUUCUGCUGCUAUUUCAAACUUCUCUUCGGUGGCAGACACUUCAGGUUCUGCUUCAGACUCCCAGGUGGUGUCCUCCUUCACUAGUACCAUGAGCCAGAACUCGACUACAUUCGUCACGGUCAUCCGUACUACUGUUGUCGUCCAGAUGUCAUCCUCAGGCUCCGACGCGGCUACCACAUCGGAACUUUCUUCAGCAUCGUCCGCUGCCUCUUCUUCUCAGGGAUCAUCCUCAGCGGCCUCGGCCACGAAUGCGGUAUCUACUGCUUCUAGCGGGUCAACGUCCACCGCUGCCACAGACGCAAUGAACUGUGACUUUGGUGUCAGUCCAGUAUGCGGGCCCUCGCCAACAACCCCGGCGGCAAGCAGCGAAUAUUGCCUGUGUCCGUUUUGCUACCUGGGCAAUGACUUGUGUAAUGCCACCAAGCCAACUGGAACAAGCUGUCCGGACGGUUGGGCUUGCUCCAUCACCAUUCCUUCGGGCAGUUCGACGGUUUGGUUGAACCUCCCCACCGGAGUUACUUGGGCUACAUCAACCCCAACGCCAUGGAAUGAGACUUGGCAGACUAUUACCAGAACCGACGGAGUGACUGGCACAACCAGCGUGGAAUGGACUGCUUCGCUUUCCACGAGCACAUUGUCUCGUGACGACGGAAGUUACAUAAUCUUUCCUUUCCGAGUCUGGUCAUGCCAGGGCAGUCAAUGUGGUGGUGGUGGACACUCCGACUCGUUUUCUUUGUUGAAAUGCCUCCUUGCGUUCCGUUGCAACACUCCCGACAACAACGGAUGGCAGUUUCCCCCAAUUCCCGUUGUGCCACCAAUUGGCCCGCCUGGUGCUGCGCCCGAAAUUGCCCCGAGCACCUUCUUCGCAAUCAUCGUCGACGUCGGCAACCUCGCAGGCGUCCACCGCCGUUUCCAGUAUUGGAUCGGUGACUUCUUCGGCUACAUCAGAGUCUUCAGGAUCGUCAUCCUCUUCGGAGACGUCUUCUUCAACAAGCUCAUCCACAAGCUCUUGCUCAGAGUCGCCUGUGACAUCCUGCACAGUCAUCUGUUCAACAGUGACAAUUUCCUCGACCGACACGCAAACGUGCUCAACGUCUUUCCAUGGUGGAACGAUCCUGUUAUUUCAUCCUCGGUGUCGGCCUGGCUGUCUCAAUUCCCGUUUAUUCCUGAACUGGAUCUACCUUCCAAUAUUACAGCGUCGAUAUUCUCGCCAAAUGCGACGAUGAUGACUAGCAACUGCACCGACGCCAUUUGCGCGCUCACACAAGGCAUCACAUCGACGACCUUCUCGAUACUGUCCAACACAUCGUCCAUCCGAACGGUGUCCAGCUCUGCCUCUUCCAGCGUCAUCAGCACAACAAGUUCCUGUACUGACGCAGUAUGUGGACUUACACAGGGCCUGAGCUCGUUCACAUCCUCCACUGUGCACGCCAGCAGCUCGCCAGACGCGUCUCCGCCUUUUGUCACGCCCACAACAAUUACACCACUGAGCACCACGACAUCGUCAUCGCCAUCGUCGCCGUCGUCUUCAUCAUCUUCAUCUUCAUCAUCCGUGGAUCGCGGCACUCCCGUGACCAUCACCAGCACGACACGAAGCCUCAGCUCGCUGUCCGUGUUUGCCUGUGCCGGCAUUGACCAGUCAAAUUCUCUACGGUGUACCGCGUCCGCGACCCUCGUGACUGUCCUGCCCACCGUCCCUCCACGAUCUGAACAGAGUGAAGUCUGCGCAUCAUGGACCGCUCCCUUCUCGACAACCAGUCCCGCCAAAGCCGGGGUGCUCAACUGCGCAGCACCCACGGACGCCAGCUCGACCAGCGACGACCUCCCAUGGCCUCUGGUAAUCGAACCGUUCCAUCCAGACGAGGCCAUAAUCAAGGAUUUCUGCCAAUUCAUGGUCUUAGACGACAUCACCAUCAAGAACGCAGAUCCGAACGGCAACACUUCGCCCGCUCAAUGUGCUCGCUACGCGGCGUCAACCGAUCUCCUCAAUGUCCAGGAGCCGGUAGCAGAUGGUAACCAAUAUUACUAUGUGGUCCUUGCUGUGGCAUUUGACUACAAUGGCUGUUCGUCCCCGAAUGACAAACAUAAAGAUGGGAUUUCGUUCAAGGAUUACGGUGCUGAUAAGUGUCGUGACGUUUUGUGGAAGAGUGUGGCCAAUAAAUGCAAAUUCGACCACGCCAAAAAGAUGGGUAUUUCCUCAUAUCCCGCCAUCGGCGGGAUGUACUGGAAAGACUGUAUGCGCUGGACGGUCGUCGCUGUCGUCGAUGAUCACGGUCCUCCUGAUACUCUGAAAGGGCAUAAUGGAUGGGCUGGAAUCCCAACCUAA
Exophiala dermatitidis NIH/UT8656 is the source of this 2652-nucleotide messenger RNA. RefSeq lists its product as uncharacterized. The transcript has 5 exons. The coding region runs from base 1 to 2652 and encodes 883 amino acids. The record is from RefSeq and is a predicted model, not a curated record. NCBI's taxonomy places the organism in Eukaryota, Fungi, Ascomycota, Eurotiomycetes, Chaetothyriales, Herpotrichiellaceae.